AUGGAGGAGGAGAUGCAGCAGCUCAGAGAGCAACUGGCUCAGCUAGAGGCGGACAAUGAGGGUCUUCGCCAGGAGAGGGCUGCGCCUCAGGCCGGCCCUGCUGGGGCUUUCCAUGCUCCCGACGUCUCCUCUGACCAGGCCCGGUCACUGGGCUCUCGUACCCCCUCCACAGAGCGUGUAUACAGCUUGGGUUACUCCCGGAGAGCUCAGCUCUUCACAAACUCAGAGAUCAUGAAGAAGAGGACGGUGAUCGGGCCCCACAGAGGAGCAGGAGGAGUCCUGGACCCCAGGAGGAAGAAGCUGCUCCAGGGGUCCUGCCCCUCGCCUCAGCCCGCUCAGGGAGAGACCACCCAGUGUGCAGACCUGCCCUACCCCUCUCCCCCCCGCAGGACCCUCAGUCCAGACCCACACCACAACCCAGACCCAGACCCGGGCCGCUGGGACGUGGACCAGGUCUACCACUUCAUCUGCUCGCUGCCCGGUUGCCUGGACAUUGCUGAGGAGUUCCGCUCUCAGGAGAUUGAUGGUCAGGCUCUGCUGCUGCUGAACGAGGACCAUCUGUUGGGAACCAUGAACAUCAAACUGGGACCAGCACUGAAGCUAUACGCCCACAUCUGCCUGCUGCGAGACCAGGACUGA
Molecule: messenger RNA, 639 nt
Organism: Knipowitschia caucasica
Lineage: Eukaryota; Metazoa; Chordata; Actinopteri; Gobiiformes; Gobiidae
Source: the annotation of a GenBank genome assembly